AUGUCAACAACCUCCAGUCUACAAGCGUUUCUCUCAUGGGCUCAAGAACACGGUGUGGAGUCUGAGCUUAGUGUUCAAGAAAUUCCAGACAAAGGUCUAGGUUUUGUCACCAAACGUACAGUCGUUCGCGACAACAAAAAAAAGGUUGUUAUUCCGAAAUCACUGUUGCUAAACGCAACCAAAGUUGGAAA
Acaulospora morrowiae is the source of this 191-nucleotide messenger RNA. The record is from the annotation of a GenBank genome assembly. NCBI's taxonomy places the organism in Eukaryota, Fungi, Glomeromycota, Glomeromycetes, Diversisporales, Acaulosporaceae.